Molecule: messenger RNA, 276 nt
Organism: Candidula unifasciata
Lineage: Eukaryota; Metazoa; Mollusca; Gastropoda; Stylommatophora; Geomitridae
Source: the annotation of a GenBank genome assembly
AUGUAUUUUAAUUGUCCAGUUGGAUUACAGCUAAUUUUGUUUACAAAAAUGAUUUUAAUUGUCACAUUGUCUAUGGUAGUGCCAGCUGCCGUUUGUGCGAGAGAGUGCCAGCUGCCAUGUGUGCGAAAGAGUGCCAGCUGCCGUGUGUGCGAGAGUGCCAGCUGCCGUGUGUGCGAGAGUGCCAGCUGCCGUGUGUGCGAGAGUGCCAGCUGCCGUGUAGAUAAGACUUGUGUACUGACAGCAGUAUGCUGUGCAAUGUGUGGUCCAUUUUUUCAU